Messenger RNA from Choloepus didactylus (southern two-toed sloth), 4487 nucleotides. RefSeq names its product phospholipase C delta 4 (gene PLCD4). NCBI's taxonomy places the organism in Eukaryota, Metazoa, Chordata, Mammalia, Pilosa, Megalonychidae. Gene Ontology annotation, biological process: lipid metabolic process; intracellular signal transduction. The coding region runs from base 806 to 3211 and encodes 801 amino acids. The record is from RefSeq and is a predicted model, not a curated record. Gene Ontology annotation, molecular function: calcium ion binding; phosphatidylinositol-4,5-bisphosphate phospholipase C activity. The transcript has 17 exons.
ACAAAUUAAUUGUUUCAUGCAUUCAUAGGUAUAUUCCUUCAAUAUUUAGCAAGUGCGUACUGUAUACAUAGGUACUAACCUGUCCCCUUUGCACCCUAAGAUCAUUCCUCUCCUCUUUCUCCUUAUCUUCCUUCUUUCCCAUCCUAUUUCAUUCUCCCUUUCCUUGUGCCAGAAUGAGACUGAGUGUCCUACAAGGCAGGACUCAGAGACACGGAACAGACAGUGGAAAUAGACACCAUGGAAGGAAGCCAGUUGCAGUAAGGGCAAAGAAACUAUUACCUACAGAGAGGGAUCACCCAGAAUGAAAAGGGGUGAUUCACAGAGCACAGCAACUCAGGCACUCCUUGGGUUUCACUUUGAAAGCUGCUGCGAGAUUGGAGUCAAAGAGGGCUGGCAUUGAGAUAAAGGACAGCCUAGCUCCUCCUCCCUGGGGAUGUGGUGCCCAUCCAUCCCUCCCCUUAAGCAUCUUCUCCCCACCCCACCCCCACUACUCUCACGCUGACCUGUGUCCUGUGCUUUUAAGAACUAGGUGGGCUGGACCAAGGAGCGAGCUCGCUUCUUCCCGCUCAACUCCUUUCCUCUGGCUGUAACUCUGCCAGCCACAGCAGCAAACUGCAGUAGAAGAGAGAGAGGGGAGGAAGCCAGUGAGUGCAAGAGGAGCAAAACAUAAAAGGAGCCAGGCUGGGCUUCUUCGUCCCACGGUAAAGAAGAUCAGACAGCCAGGGAGGCAAAGCUCGGAAACAACUGAACUGCUAUCCUGCUAUCCUGCCCACGGUGACUCUGGUGCCAGCUGGUGGAGCUGUGGAUGAUGGCGUCCCUGCUGCAAGGACCCCGGCUGCCUGCUGAUCAGGACCUGCUGCUGAUGCAGGAAGGCACGCUGAUGCGCAAGGUGAGGUCCAAAAGCUGGAAGAAGCUGAGAUUCUUCAGACUUCAGGACGACGGCAUGACAGUCUGGCAUUCGCGGCAGGCCGGGUGGAGCCCCAAGCCCAGCUUCUCAAUCUCUGAUGUGGAGACAGUGCGUGAGGGCCACGAGUCUGAGUUGCUGCGCAGCCUGGCAGAGGAGUUUCCCCUGGAGCAGGGCUUCACUGUUGUCUUCCAUGGUCGCCGCUCCAACCUGGACCUGGUGGCCAACAGUGCUGAGGAGGCUCAGAUCUGGAUGCGGGGGCUCCAGCUGCUGGUGGCCAUUGUCACCAGCAUGGACCAACAGGAGCGGCGGGACCAAUGGCUGAGUGACUGGUUCCAGCGUGGAGACAAAAAUCAGGAUGGUCGGAUGAGUUUCCAAGAAGUUCAGCGGUUACUGCACCUGAUGAAUGUGGAAAUGGACCAAGAGUAUGCCUUUCAGCUUUUCCAGGCUGCAGACAAGUCCCAGUCUGGGACUCUGGAGGGAGAAGAAUUUGUGGAGUUCUAUAAGGCAUUGACUAAACGGGAUGAGGUGCAAGAACUGUUUGAAAACUUUUCAGCUGAUGGGCAGAAGCUGACCCUGCUGGAAUUUGUGGAUUUCCUCCGAGAGGAGCAAAAAGAGGGAGACCGAGCUUCUGAUCUUGCUCUGGAACUCAUCGACCGUUAUGAGCCUUCAGAUAGUGGCAAACACCGGCACGUGCUGAGCAUGGAUGGCUUCCUCAGCUACCUCUGCUCAAGGGAUGGAAACAUCUUCAACCCAGCCUGCUGUCCUAUCUACCAGGAUAUGACCCAACCCCUGACUCACUACUACAUCAACUCUUCUCACAACACCUACCUAGUGGGGGACCAGCUUUGUGGCCAGAGCAGCGUCGAGGGAUAUAUACGGGCCUUGAAGCAGGGGUGCCGUUGUGUGGAGGUGGAUGUAUGGGAUGGACCUAGUGGGGAACCCAUCGUUUAUCACGGACACACCCUGACAUCCCGCAUCCUGUUCAAAGAUGUUGUGGCCACAGUGGCUCAGUAUGCCUUCCAGACAUCAGACUACCCAGUCAUCUUGUCCCUGGAGAACCACUGCAGCUGGGAGCAGCAGCAGACCAUGGCGUGCCACCUGACUGAGAUCCUGGGCGAUCAGCUGCUCAGCACCACCUUGGACGGGCUGCUUCCCACUCAGCUACCCUCGCCUGAGGAGCUUCGGAGGAAGAUCCUACUGAAGGGGAAGAAGUCAAGGACACUCGAGGAGGAUCUUGAGGAAGAGGAGGAGGAGGAGGAGGAGGAGGAAGAGGAGGAGCCAGAGCCUGAUUCUGAGCCUGAGCCUGAGCCUGAGUCUGAGCCCCAGCUGAGCCCUCGGAGUAUGGACAAAAAGAAGGAGAAGGUUGUGAUGUGUCUAUUUUUUUUCGCCUACCUGUUGCUGUCAGACCAUGGCCCAGGCUUGUUUCACCAUGCCUGGGUCCCUUCUCCUGCCCAAGUAGGUGAGAAAUCCAAGGCCACCUUGUGUCCAUCCCUCUCUGCCCUGGUUGUCUACUUGAAAAAUGUCCCGUUCCGCAGCUUUACUCAUUCAAGGGAGCACUAUCGCUUUUACGAGAUCUCAUCCUUCUCUGAAACCAAGGCCAAGAGCCUCAUCAAGGACGCUGGUAAUGAGUUUGUGCAGCACAACACCUGGCAGCUAAGCCGCGUGUAUCCAAGUGGCCUGAGGACAGACUCAUCCAACUACAACCCCCAGGACUUCUGGAAUGCAGGCUGUCAGAUGGUGGCUAUGAAUAUGCAGACUGCAGGGCUUGAGAUGGACAUCUGUGAUGGGCUCUUCCGCCAGAAUGGCGGCUGUGGCUACGUGCUGAAGCCAGACUUCCUGUGUGAUGCCCAGAGUUCUUUCCACCCUGAGAGGCCCAUCAGUCCUUUCAAGGCCCAGACACUCCUGAUCCAGGUGAUCAGUGGUCAGCAACUCCCCAAAGUGGACAAAAACAAAGAAGGGGCCAUCGUGGAUCCACUGGUGAAAGUGGAGAUCUUUGGCAUCCGCUCUGACACAGCCCGACAGGAGACCAGCUACGUGGAGAACAAUGGUUUUAAUCCAUACUGGGGGCAGACACUAUGCUUCCAGGUCUUGGUGCCUGAGCUCGCCCUGCUGCGUUUUGUGGUAAAGGAUUAUGACUGGAAAUCCCGAAAUGACUUUGUUGGUCAGUACACCCUGCCUUGGACCUGCAUGCAACAAGGUUAUCGUCACAUAUACCUUCUCUCCAAGGAUGGUACCAGCCUUCACCCAGCUUCCAUCUUUGUGCACAUCAGUAUCAGAGAAGGGCUGGAAGGGGCUGAAGCCUGAGGUGGGCACUUCCCAGGGAGGGAGAGUGCACUGGCUUCACACAGGGAGUAAACCUGGAAGGAUGCUCCAGAGAGCGCCUUUGUGCAUUCCUAGUCUCAAAAUUACCUCCCCCUUCCAAACAAGCAAAUCUAGGACUUGAUUUCUCUCCUUCUUUCUCUUCCUUUCCCUUGUUUUCACAAGCCUUUGGUAUCUUUCCUUCUGUAUUCUAUACAGGAAUGUCCUCCUUUCUUUUGCUGUAGCCUCAAUCCCAUACCCAGAUCUAGGUCUAAUCUCUCUCAUCAACCCUGGCUCAAAAGUGGAUUUCAACUAGAAACCCAGGGAGGAGCCUGGGGCAGAGAAACCCAAAAAGGCAUUAUCUCCUCCACCCCUAACUUCCUCAAAGCCAAGAGCCAAGAAAAGGAUGAAUCAAGGUUCAAGGCUCCCCAGGCAAAACGGGAGACCUGACUGCAGGAUUCUACUGAGACCAUGAAGAAUACAUGGCACAAUCCUCCAAGUCCCCACUGGACUACUCCUCUCUAGCCCCAACUGUAUAUAAACAGAGCUUCUCUUUCUGGUUUUACUUGGUUAUGGUCUGUCACUGCUGUCCAGAGAAGGUACAAGGGUUGGGGGACAUUUGGGUAGACAUGUGGGGCAGGGAAAGGUAGAAAAACAAGAGAUUACCAGAGGCAACCCUUCCCUCACUACAUGUGCCACACAGGAAGGGUAUAGAACAGCUUCUAAAUGUAAAAGGAGGAGACAAAGGGUUAUGUGGACCCAGCCCUCCUCAAGAGUUUCCUGGAAUAGUCAUGUUUUAUGUCAGCUGUCCCAGCAUAAUUAUUAACAGUAUCCUCUUUAAUUUCCCCAAGUAUCCCAGUUUAGAUGAUCAAUUACAUAGUCAUUGUGAAUUCUAGAUUGGAGACUCACUCUCCAAUCAUCUGCCUUUCACACUAUCCUGUGCUUUAAUGCCUUAGUGGAGCCGCUAAGCCAAUCUGAGGACUGAUGCUGAAUUAAAGCUGUUUUCUGGAGGAGGCUUAGUGGUGGUAACCUUCCCUCAACAGGGACUGAGGGGCUCAGAGGUAGGAAGCAGGGCCAGGGCUAAGACAGGCUUAGAGAGGCAGACCUGGGCCUGUUUCAGGAUCAAUCACUGAGUGAAAAGGAAGGGGACACAGAGAGGGAGGUCUGAGAGGGGACAGGUCAGAUCGAGAUGAUAGUUAAGAAAUGUUAAGACAGGGAUUUUGAUAAACCUAUAAGCUAGUAAUCAUUUUGUGUUUAACAUACUUUAUAGAGCAUUGCACAC